UGAAUUAGUGACAUAGUGUCUUAGUUUCAAAACUCUUAGUUUUUUUUCUGCUGAAUCAUCUCAUCUCAUCUCAUGUUGCAUCUAAGAGGUUUUCCUUACCCCAACAAUCUUUCUUCAACCCCAAAAUGUCAUCUUCUUCUCCUCAAACCCCACUCUUUCACCGCCGCCGCCGCCACAACCACUGCAGAUUCAGAUAAAAAAUCUUUCACCAUAUCUUACCUCACUAACAAUUGUGGUUUAUCUCCACAAGAUGCUCUCAAAGUAUCCAAACGAUUUACUUUCGAAACCCCCGAAAAACCCAAUUCCGUCAUCACCUUCUUCAAAACCCAAGGCUUCUCCGAUGACCAGAUACAAUCCAUUAUUCGCAGGAAUCCUCAGCUCAUCCUUUCCAACCCCAUCAAAACCAUUCUCCCUAAGCUUCAAUUUUUAGCUUCCAAAGGCGCUUCUCCCACCGACAUAGUCGCCACCGUCACCGGAAGCCCCUAUUUCCUAACAUCAAGUAGCCUCAAACGCAUUAUUCAAACUUUUGAAUUGGUAAGAACUUUCUGUCCCUCUGAUCAAAAAGCUAUUACUUCAAUCAUUGCCUAUCCAUCUUUCGUUUGUGAUAUGCGAGUGAAACCAAAUCUUCAAUUUUUACUCGUUUCCGGUGUCAAUCGUUCAGGCAUUUAUCAUUUGCUUCGUUCUAGACCUUCUGUAAUUUGUUCUACUGAUUUGAGAAAGGCUGUGGAGGAGAUUAAGGAAUUAGGGUUUCAUCCUUUAAAGUACAAUUUUUGUGUGGCGUUACUUGCCAAGAGGGGUAUCUCUAAAUCACUAUGGGAUACUAAAGUUGAUGCCUUGAAGAGUUGGGGUUGUUCUGAAGAUGUGAUUCUUGAUGCCUUUAAAAGACAGCCUUACUUUAUGCUACGGUCAUCGGAUAAACUCAAUGCGGUGAUGCAAUUUUGGGUCAAAGAGCUUGAAUGGGAUCCUUCCGUGCUCAUGGCAGCACCUGAACUAUUCGGACUUAGUCUAGAGAAAAGGCUUGUUCCAAGGGCUUCAGUCGUCCGGUAUCUGUUAUCCAAAGGUUUGAUUAAGAAGAGUGCUAGAUUGUAUACACCGUUUAAAAUCUCUGAUGUGUUGUUCAUGAAAAAGUAUGUGGAUUGUUAUGAAGAAGAAGAAGCGUCUAAGCUAUUAAGGCUAUAUCAGGGGAAGGAUGCUAGCAUAUAGUGCUUAAACACAUUCUGUUGUAACUGAAUAAACCAGCCAUGUUAUGUUUAUUCAUCUUUAACUGUGUUGUUCCACUUUCUCAGUAAGUUGGAACCUUUUUUGUUGUUGGUAACAGUUUUGACUUAUAAACCAGUCAUGUUAUGUAUUAUGGAAUUAGGACAUAAAAGUAGACAUAUUUGUAGAA
Messenger RNA from Vicia villosa (hairy vetch), 1387 nucleotides. RefSeq lists its product as uncharacterized. The transcript has a single exon. Lineage: Eukaryota; Viridiplantae; Streptophyta; Magnoliopsida; Fabales; Fabaceae. Gene Ontology annotation, cellular component: chloroplast. Bases 73 to 1203 code for a protein of 376 amino acids. Gene Ontology annotation, biological process: chloroplast organization; regulation of DNA-templated transcription. Gene Ontology annotation, molecular function: double-stranded DNA binding. The record is from RefSeq and is a predicted model, not a curated record.